Molecule: messenger RNA, 6948 nt
Organism: Mustela lutreola (European mink)
Lineage: Eukaryota; Metazoa; Chordata; Mammalia; Carnivora; Mustelidae
Gene: SRPX2
Product: sushi repeat containing protein X-linked 2
Exons: 11
Coding region: 482-1879 (465 amino acids)
Source: RefSeq, a predicted model, not a curated record
GGCCCUGGGCCAGCACCAUUCACACUUUCCCCCUGUUUUGUGGCAGAAGAACUGUGUGCCUCUAAGCUUUGUGUUCUUGCUCCCCUACCUCUCUACAACCCUUCUCCGAGGGAGGAAUAGCUUAUAGCUUUGGGGAUAAUAUAGCUUUAAGGAAAUUUUUGGCAGAUGCGGAUGUCCUCACAUCUGGGCAGUGUUAACAGAAUCCCGGAGGCCCGGACAGACCAAGAGUCACUCAUUCUAGGAAUGUUAAAAUAGAAGUUUUUCCGACUGAUGUGAGGAGCAGAGAGGAAGGAGAAAAAGAAGGAGAAAGAAAGAGAGCACAAAACAUAUAAAACAGAUCCUGCAUUUCUGCUACUUCUCACUUUUGGAAGUUCACUGAUGGCUGAUUUCUGAAAGAUAUUUUCCUUUUCCUUGGUGUUUCUGGCCACAUAUACCCAUUUCUUAUCUCCCUAACCUCCCCUCAUCCCAACUCCUUUCAAAGAUGGCUGGUCAACUAACCCAAAGAGGAGCUCUAUCUCUCCUGCUCUUUCUCACUCCAGCAGUGACAUCAACAUGGUACGCAGGUUCAGGCUACUACCCAGAUGAAAGCUACAAUGAAGUAUAUGCUGAAGAGGUCCCACGGGCCCCUGCCCUAGACUACCGAGUCCCCCGGUGGUGUUAUACAUUGAAUAUCCAGGAUGGAGAAGCCACAUGCUACUCUCCAAGGGGAGGAAAUUAUCACAGCAGCCUGGGAACUCGUUGUGAGCUCUCCUGCGACCGGGGCUUUCGACUGAUUGGACGAAGGUCGGUGCAAUGCCUGCCAAGCCGCCGUUGGUCUGGAACUGCCUACUGCAGGCAGAUGAGAUGCCACGUGCUGCCAUUCAUCACUAGUGGCACUUAUACCUGCACGAAUGGGGUGCUUCUUGACUCCCGCUGUGACUACAGCUGUGCCAGUGGCUACCACUUGGAAGGUGAUCGCAGCCGAAUCUGCAUGGAAGAUGGGCGAUGGAGUGGAGGCGAUCCCGUAUGUGUAGACCUAGAUCCGCCCAAGAUCCGUUGUCCCCACUCACGGGAGAAGAUGGCAGAGCCAGAGAAACUGACAGCUCGGGUAUAUUGGGACCCACCCUUGGUGAAAGAUUCUGCUGAUGGUACCAUCACCAGGGUGACACUUCGGGGCCCUGAGCCUGGCUCUCACUUUCCCGAAGGAGAACAUGUGAUUCGAUAUACUGCCUACGAUCGAGCCUAUAACCGAGCCAGCUGCAAGUUCAUUGUGAAAGUACAAGUGAGACGCUGCCCAACUCUAAAACCACCACAGCAUGGCUACCUCACCUGCACCUCGGCAGGGGACAACUAUGGUGCCACCUGUGAAUAUCACUGUGAUGGAGGUUAUGAACGCCAAGGAACCCCCUCCCGGGUCUGCCAGUCCAGCCGCCAGUGGUCAGGAUCACCACCCAUCUGUGCCCCUAUGAAGAUUAAUGUCAAUGUCAACUCUGCUGCUGGCCUCCUGGAUCAGUUCUAUGAGAAACAGCGACUCCUCAUCAUCUCAGCUCCUGAUCCCUCCAACCGAUAUUAUAAAAUGCAGAUCUCAAUGCUGCAGCAAUCCACCUGUGGACUGGACCAGCGCCAUGUGACCAUCAUUGAACUGGUGGGGCGGCCACCUCAGGAGGUGGGGCGCAUCCGGGAGCAACAGCUGUCAGCCAACAUCAUCGAGGAGCUCAGGCAAUUUCAGCGCCUCACUCCCUCCUACUUCAACAUGGUAUUGAUUGACAAGCAGGGAAUUGACCGGGAACGCUACAUGGAACCUGUCACCCCCGAGGAAAUCUUCACAUUCAUUGAUGACUACCUAUUGAGCAACGAGGAGCUGAUCCAGCGCCAGGAGCAAAGGGACAUGUGCGAGUGAACUUGAGCCAGGGCACGGAUGGAGGUCAAGAGAAAACUCUCCUAGUCGGCCGAAACUGGGGUCUGAUAAAAGGCAGAGAUGGUUCCCCGCGGUUCUAGGUAUAGGACUCUGAGGUGGGUGAGAUUCACCAAUUCUGGGACAUUCCCAGGGCCCUUUGUGGGGCUGUGUAAUAGUUUCCCUAAGCAAGUCUCUGCUUUAAGUAGCACUGGAGGAGCAUACGAAGCUAGGCAGGGACUGAGGACAGGUCCUGGGCAAUGGGCUGGGGGUGAAAGUCUUCUUUUCGCAAUCUGGUCUCCUGCGCUACUCUCCAAAGUCUUCCAAGAUAAGUAAAUUCUCAAUUCAUACACCAACUGGCUGUUUGAAAUGGUUCCUCUACCCGAAGAUGACAGCAGAGGGCAGCAAAUCACAACAGAUAAGCAGGACAUGUAAGUAAGCAAGUGUAGGGGGAUUUUCCCCUACAGGUGAGCUGUAUCAUUGGAGGCACUGGGUGGGAGCUUCAAGAUCUUGAGUUUGUCCUUUGCUCUUUUAGGGGAUUGGCUUACAAAUGUGAUGUUAACCAUUGCUUCAUGUAAAAAUAAGGAAAAUGUGGCCAUGGGGGGCCGCUGAGGAAGAUGGAUCAGGCCAGAGCAGAAUGUUUGGUCCUCGCCCCUCUAGCUCGCUCAUAGGCAAAAAUCUCGUCUUACUGAGCCUCCAGUUCCCCAGCAAAAGGCAGCCAGGGCUGUCCCUUCCUCAGGGAAGCCCUCAGCUCAUGAUCUAGGCAACCUGUAAACCAUCACUCCAACCCUCUGUAGAACUAGUGGAGAAGGAAAAAAAAAAAGAUUCAGCUUCAUGUAUUAUUCAGAUCCUUUUUUUAAAAAAAAAGAUUUUUAUUUAUUUAUUUGACAGAGAAAGAAACAAGGAGAGAGGGAACGCAAGCAGGGUGAGUGGGAGAGGGAGAAGCAAGCUUCCUGCUGAGCAGGGAGCCCGAUGUGGGGCUCCGAUACCAGCAACCCUGGGAUCAUGACCUGAGCCGAAGGCAGAUGCUUAAUGACUAAGCCACCCAGUCGCCCUACUCCGAUCCUUAAAAAAGAAAUAUGAAAGAGAGAGAGAGAGAACAUAAGCAGCAGGGAGCAGCAGAGGGAGAGGGAGAAGCAGGCUCCCCACUGAGUGGGGAGCCUGAUGAGGGGCUCGAUCCCAAGACCCCAGAAUCAUGACCUAAGCCAAAGGCAGAUGCCCAACAGAUCCAUUUUAAGAGGUGAGCAGACAGCAGGUAAGAGUUGCCACAACCCCAAAUCAAGCUUUAAGAUCCAGGCCUGAAAGUAAAUUUGAGGCUGGGCCAUUUUGAAAUACAGCAACACUUUACAGUGUGUCCUUAAAUAUUUGAGAAAAGAUAUCCUUCCCGUGCUGCUGAGAACCUUCUUCUUUUUUCCCCCCUUCUUUGCAAAUUUUAUUUUAUUUAUUUUUUAUUAACAUAUAAUGUAUGAGAACUUUCUUUUUAACUCUCAUGGAACCCAGGGUCAUUUCUCCUUCGGCUUUGCCUAGGGGUCCCCAGUAGAAAAUUACAGGGGAGAAGAAAGCAAGCUGAGUGGAGAGGCAGAGCUAAUGCUUGAAUCCUCACUAUGUACUGAGUGCCAUUCUAAACACUCUAUCCACCGACUUGGAAUCUUUACAAGAACCUUCUCAAGCAGGUCCUGUGAUUAGUCCCAUUUCACAGAUGAUGAAAUUGAGGCUGAGAGCGGUUAGGCAACUCGCCUGAGAUCAGACAGCUAGUAAGUGCAAGCUGGGAUUUAAACACCAGCAGGCUGGCUCUGGAGUCCAUGUUCUUAAAUAUUAUGCUGUACUGCCCUUGCCUUUUUGACUUGUCAUUUCAAGACAGCUGACUGCUCCAAGCAAAGAUAAGGGUUUCAACUUCUCUAAGUAAUCCUACUCAGCACAAGACUUGGGAGUGGACCCAGGAGGAAAGAGGAAACUGGGAGCUCUCAACCCAAGAAAAUCCACUCUCCAAAGAAGAGGAAUGGGAUAAAAAUCAUGAGCCCAGAACAGAGAGGGUAGUAGUGAGUCAGAAAGAAGUUCUUCCCACUGCAGGCUUAGUGGAAAUCUCCUUUGUAAAAUGCAAAAUAAAAAGUGAGGCAGUGGCUGAGUGGACCAGGACAUGAAGUGAAUGAUCAAACUUGGAGCAAAAAAAGUCCCUUCUCCCUCUUCCCUCCAGGGAAGUACAGGAGCUUGGAAAGUCAAAAGACAAGUUAUGGGCAGAAGACAAAAUACAAUGAGCUAAUGUGGGAAAUCUCCGGUCAGACUAGGUCUAUGGUUCCAAAGGCAAAGAUUGCACAUUAGUCAGAAUAAAUGCCCUGCCUUGUCUUUAUCACUUAUACUUCAAGUGGCAAGCCAGGGCAUGCUAGCCAGUCAAAGGCCCAAAUGACAACAUGAAUGACAACCUGAACUGAGUUUCCACCUGGGCCUGAUAGAAAUGUUCCUCUAGCUUCGAAAACCUGAGCAGCUUUUCUUUUUAUUGAGUAGUCAGAUAGGCAAGUCAAUAUUGCUUUAUUUAGGUUAAGCCUCACUGUAACCUCUUUUGCCUUAUGAUUCAGAAAAAUUCCAGCCUCUAAAGUAGGGGGAGGGGGCGGCAGCAGAAUCAAGCUCACAGUCAGACAAGGGGGCUCGCCUCACCCCAACCUUGUUCAUAUCUGUUUUUCUCUCUCUGCCUCCCAACUACCCCCACCUCUCCAUCUCCCCAUAUAUCUAAAACACACACAUACACACACACACACACUAAUGUGCACAAGCCAUUGAGUCCAUCAGCUGGUUAGAUAACAUUCAAAGCAUCCUGAUUAUCCUACCUUGUAGACUAAACUAUUUCUUUGAGAUAUUUUAGAAAAAGAGUCAUCCCUUCCUUUGAAUCUUCACCCAUAACACAUAUAACGCCCUUGCAGAAGUAGUAUGAUACAGUGGAAUCAGACCUUGAUUCAAAGGCCCAACUCUGUCGUACGAUGGUGGACUUGACUUUCCUCUUCUAUAAAAACGGAAAUUUCUCUACUUCAUAAGGUGCUUGGAGAAAUUAAGGAAAUGACAUAUAAUGUGUCUAGCAUAAAGCUUUGUACAUAAAAAACAUUCAAUAUAUAUUGAUGUCUUUUUGCAAAAGAGGUCAAGAAUCACUUGGGCUCUCCCUCGAAACCCAGGACCUUAUUUCUGAGAUGGGUUGCUUAGCAUCUGUGUUAUUUAUUUCCCAAAACUAAAUAAUGGUAGAAGGGGUGAAGGGAAAAAGCCCUACCUCCUAGAGAUAUCGAAGGAUCCAGAAAGAAACACAGCAGAGAACAUCUUCCUUCCCCUGUGCACAGCUUUCUCCUUCUAGUGAUAGGGGGCUAGAAAGCUCAAGAAGGAGUUCCUUUGGUACUUGAGAGAGAAAGAAAAGUGGUGCCAAUUUUAAGAUGGUUUCUCAGGUCUCUCCCUAGAUACCAAACACAAAGGUCAACAGGUCAGAGCUCAGCAGAGGUAUCAGGCAGCAACAUAGGGAAAGGGAAAUUUUCUUCCAAUCAGUGCAGUGUAUGCUUAGGGAAGGUAUUUGUCUCUUUGGUUCUUUCCCAUCAAGCCACUGAACAGAAACUGCAGUAAGUGAGGACAUGAGAGAGAAAAGCCUCAGUUGAACUAACAAAUGCAAACACUUGGCAAGUGAGAAAGCUUUAUUGAAGCACAGUUACAUUUCAGGGCAUGGAGAACAAAGGAGCGAGUUACAGACGAGGAUUCCAAAUUAUGCUUUCCAUUAUAGCAUCAAGCCAUACCAAACAAACCUUUUAAAAAACAUUCCUCCAUUUGGCUCACCUAUACAGUAGAAACCACAGCAGCUGCCCUUAAUCUAAUGGCCCUUCUAGGAGAAAUCAGCAGACUCUACCAAAGGGGAUCUUUUCUCUGGUAUAGACUCCUUUCACAAACAAUUUUGUGUAGAUACACUUGCAAGGAUAAAAAGGUCCAUUUGGUACAGUGAGUUUCAGAAAAGAAACUCAGGUCACUAGACCCUUCUUAGAAAGGUCUCAACGCAUCACACCCACAUUACAUUUAGGUCACAUUUAGGAAACAACAGGAAAAAUAGAAACUGAAGUCACUUCAAGAAGGAAGUCAGAAUAACUAGGAGGUUCUCUGAACACAUUGUCUUAGAGUACUAACAGUGCCCAGUCUGGAGAAACACUGAGCCAGUUUACCUUUUUUUUUUUUUUUUUUUUAGAUUUUACUUAUUUAUUUGAGAUGAAAUGUGAGAAAGCGAGCACAAGCAGAGGGUAGGGGUAGAGGGAGAGGGAGAAGCAGGCUCCUCGCUGAGCAGGGAGGCCAAUGUGGGGCUUGAUCCCAGAACCCCCAGAUCAUGACCUGAGCCGAAGGCAGAUGCUUAACUAACUGAGCCACCCAGGCGCCCCAACACUGGGCCAGUUUAGUCAGUACUUGGCUAUUCUGACUGGCAUGAUAGUACAUAGACCAUAUUCUGUGUGGUACCACACCGUGGACACAAGCUCUCAGAAAGAUGUGGCACAUGAAGGUGAAGAUGUCUUUUAUUAAAGAAAUGAGGAGCUCUCCAACAACAGCUGUAUCUGUAUAAAAUGCAAAAAUGCAGCACAGGCCGGGAGACAUUUCACUCUCAGCCAGUCGGGUCCUAUGAGACCACCGAGAAGUCAUUUGGGGCAUGUCCAUGACUCAGUCACUAACUAACUAAAGUGUUCUUUUUUUUUUCUAAAGCAGCUCCAUUUUAAGGGUCUGUUAAAGGUCUAGUGAAGAUGUCUGGAGCUGGAAGGAACUUGGGAAUUUUCUUAGCAUUUCAAGGGAAACCAUGAGACCCAAGUGCUACAAAAACUGCUUAAGAACAAGAAGAGUUAAAAGCCAAGUUCCAGAAAUUUAUCAAGGUAAAAAUGGAGUUAAAAACAGAAAUUUGAAAGGAAGGGGGCAGACCUGCUCACCUCUCUCCCAUCUUCUCUUACCUUUAGUAACCCAACCCUGCUUCCCAGAGCCUUGGCCUCAGCCCAGGCACACCUUCCAACACAGACCUGUAUGAAUGCCAAAGGUAGCCAGAGCUUCCUGGGGAAGGAGGAAAAGCAAGACAGGGGAUUUUU